CUCCCGCCCCACUCCGCCAUCAUGAAGUUGUGAACCAAAAAACGAAUGAGACAGAAAGGGUAAAAAAGGAAAACAAUUCAUGAAUAACAUUUAUGUAAUGAUAAAAUAUGGUCGAGAGUGGAGCAAAUACCGGGGUCAGCUUUAAAUUGAUUAACUGUUUCCCAGUCGUAAUCUUCUGAUUGCUGGUGAGAAGACCAGGUCGUUAGCAUUUUGAUUGACUGCCAUAGCUAAUGCUAGCUAAAUCGUUUGCGAAGAAUGGAAUAUCAAUGAAAACAAUGUGGCUCGCUCGUGUUGAAUAGAGCAGAAGAGGUAACGUUAACGUUAGAAAAGCGACCAAUAUUUCCCAUCCCGGGCCAGCUAGCUAGCUCUCCAACUAGCUACAGUGGACCCCAAAAGCCACGAUUUGUCUUUGGUGGGGUGCAGGCAUGCACCCAAAUUAGCAACUGGGAUGCCAUUGCCAACACCAACAUGAACAUUUUCGAUUGAAAAGAAUUGAAGGAUUUUGGCGUUGGGCAACAGAGCUAGGAAGGGGCAACCCCAUCCUUCAUAAUGGCGCUGGCCAUGCCGUCCAGUGUGCGGGCCGGGAGCCUGAAGGACCCAGAGGUAGCUGAGCUCUUCUACAGAGAUGACCCUGAGAAGCUGUUCACCGACUUGCGGGAGAUCGGCCACGGUAGCUUCGGAGCGGUCUACUUUGCACAUGACAUCCGCACCAAUGAAGUGGUGGCCAUUAAAAAAAUGUCCUACGGUGGCAAGCAGUCCAAUGAGAAAUGGCAGGAUAUCAUCAAAGAAGUGAAGUUUCUCCAGAAACUGCACCACCCCAACACUGUGGAGUACAGAGGUUGCUACCUGAGAGAGCACACAGCAUGGCUGGUAAUGGAGUAUUGUUUGGGUUCAGCCUCUGACCUACUGGAAGUCCACAAGAAGCCCCUCCAGGAACAGGAGAUAGCAGCCAUCACCCACGGUGCAUUGCAGGGCCUGGUGUAUCUUCAUUCUCACAACAUGAUUCACAGGGAUGUGAAGGCUGGUAACAUCUUGCUGACCGAGCCUGGCCAGGUGAAACUGGGGGAUUUUGGCUCAGCCUCCAUCAUUGCCCCGGCCAACUCGUUCGUGGGCACGCCCUACUGGAUGGCUCCUGAGGUGAUCCUGGCCAUGGACGAGGGCCAGUAUGACGGCAAAGUGGAUGUGUGGUCACUGGGCAUUACCGCCAUAGAGCUGGCGGAGAGGAAGCCGCCUCUGUUCAAUAUGAAUGCUAUGAGUGCCUUAUACCACAUUGCCCAGAACGAGAGUCCCGUUCUGCAGUCCAAUCACUGGUCUGAUUAUUUCCAUAACUUUGUGGACUCGUGUCUGCAGAAGAUCCACCAGGACAGACCUACCUCGGACGUGCUGCUGAAGCACCAUUUCCUAUGCAGAGAGCGUCCUCACACGGCGGUGAUGGACCUGAUAGCUCGCACCAAAGACGCGGUGCGGGAGCUGGACAACCUGCAGUACCGCAAAAUGAAGAAGAUCCUUUUCCACGAGGCCCUCAACGGGCCCCAGCCCGAGGGAGGAGAGGAGGAGGAGGACGUGGAGCAGUACAUGCUGCGGACAGGUACGGUCAACAGCAUGGAGAGCUCCCAUUCGCUGCCUUCCAUGUCCAUCAGCGCAAGCUCCCAGAGCAGCUCGGUCAACAGCCUGGCGGACGGUUCCGACGACAGCGGCGAGAUGGCCAUGAUGCAGGAGGGCGAGCAAACAGUCACCUCCAACAGCUCAGUCCUGCACAAGCCCCUGAGCCAUGACAACAUCUACGACGACCCCUACCAGCCCGAACUGGACGCACAGCAGCAGCCCCCGUCACGGGGUGAGGGACGAGAAGGUGGCAGGCGGAAGGGACACCGCAGCCGAGAUCACUUUGCCACGAUCCGGACAGCAUCGCUGGUGACCCGGCAGAUCCAGGAGCAUGAGCAGGGGUCGGCGCUGAGGGAGCAGAUGUCUGGGUACAAGCGCAUGCGGCGGCAGCACCAGAAGCAGCUGAUGGGCCUCGAAAACAAGCUGAAGGCGGAGAUGGAUGAGCAUCAGCUGAGGCUGGACAAGGAGUUGGAGAACCAGAGAAACAGCUUUGGAGGGGAGGGGGACAAGCUGAGCAAGAAGCACCAGGCUAUCCUGGAGAAGGAGACCAAGGCAGCCCUGGCUGAGGAGAAGAAGUUCCAGCAGCACAUCCUGGCCCAGCAGAAGAAGGAACUGACCAGCCUGCUGGAAUCCCAGAAACGCCAGUACCGCGCACGCAAGGAGCAGCUCAAAGAGGAACUGAACGAGAACCAGUUGACCCCCAAGCGUGAGAAGCAGGAGUGGCUGGUGCAUCAGAAGGAGUGUCUCCAGCAGCUGCAGGCGGAAGAUGAGGCGGGGCUCCUGCGCCGCCAGAGGCAGUACUACGAGCUGCAGUGUCGCCAGUACAAGAGGAAGAUGCUGCUGGCGCGCCACAAUCUGGAGCAGGACCUACUCCGAGAGGACCUGAACAAGAAGCAGACGCUGAAGGACCUGGAGUGCGCAAUGCUUCUGCGCCACCACGAGUCCACCCAGGAGAUGGAGUUCCGGCAGCUGGGCUCGGUGCAGCGCACGCGGGCUGACCUGAUCCGCACACAGCACCAGACGGAGCUCACCAAUCAGAUGGAGUACAACAAGCGACGCGAGCAGGAGCUGAGGCAGAAGCACGCCGUGGAGGUCCGCCAGCAGCCUAAGAGCCUCAAAGUGAGUGAGAGCGAGACCCCCGGUACCCAAACCCAGAACCAGCCACCUCCAGAGGAGGAGAACAAGGGGGAGGAGUACCAGGAGACAGGGGGGCUAAGGGGAGCCCAGGCUGGGGCUGAGGGAGUGGAAGAGGUGGUGCUGGUAGAGGAAGGGGAGAAGGAAGAGGUGGAAGAAUAUGAAACCAAAGAGGAAAUGGAGGGUAACAAAGGAAAAGUUAGGGAAGGUUUUGAAGGAGGGAAAGAAAAGGUGGUGAGAGACGAAAGUGGAGAUGGAGAGAAUGAGAAGGGAGAAGAGAAGGACGUGGGAAAUGGGAAUGAGGUUUGCUCCAUUGUAGAAACAAAGGUUGAAGUAGAGGAGGAGAAGAGCGAGAAAAGCGAAGAUAAUGAAUGUCAAGAACUUGAGUGGAAAACAGGGGAGGGAGGAGGAGAGCAAAGGCAGGUGGAGGGAGUGCAGUGGGGGGAGGAAGAUGGGGAUGAGGAAGACGAAGCGAGAUAUGUUCUCGACGAUGACGACGAUGAGGAGGAGGAUAGGGGAGUGGCAGACGGCUGUCCGUCUGAGCUCAUCUCCUCCCCAUCCCUGGAACGGAGGCAUGUCCGCGAUCAGCGCAAGGGGGACGAACUCUCAGAGUUCUACUUCCCCGACACCCUUGAGGAACUCGAGCCUCCUCACCUCUCUGCCCCACCCCUUUCUCCGCCCCCUGUCCCCUCUUCCUUUCCCUCCCUCUUCUCUCAUGCCAUCUGCCUCCUCCUCUCCCUCUCGGCCGCCGCCCAGCCCUCCAACCUCACCUUCCUCAUACUCUCAGUCUUCCUCCUCUCCCUUCGUCGCUCUCCCCCUCUCCCCUCGCUGGCCUCCCUCCUCCUCUCGGGUGAGCUCGCCCUCCUCGCCCUCUUCUUCUCCUACCUCUUCCUCCGCUCCUGCUGCUCCCUCUCUCUCUCCACCUACCUGUCCCUCACUCUGUGGGCAUGCGGUCUUUUCAGCCUGGGCCUCUCGCUGAGCCUGGGUCUCUAUUACGUCCCCAUAGCCCUGAUCUCUGCCUCCUUCCUCAGCUCGCCUUCCCUCUUCCUCUCCCUCUAUCUUGUGGUGGUGCUGGUGGUGCGACCGGCGCGCGUCUUCCUACAAAACGCCCCCCGGAAACUCAACCGUUUGUGGAUGAGGUUCCUCUUUCGCCUUCCCCGCCCACUCUUCAACAUCUGCCAGUCUCUCCUUGGGGGCCUGGCAGAGCGCAGCCUCUAUGACAUGUUCCCCAAGGCCGGGCGCAACUGGGGCGGGCGCCAGUCCAAAAUCCCUGUGCCCCUAAAGAGCCUGCCCUUAGUGCGCCUGGCGGGCAGGGGCCACGUUGGCUCGCCCCUUGCCACGUGCCUCCUAUGGGUCAGGCGCUUUAUCAGACGCCCCCUAGGGGUCCUUGCCGACCUGGCCAACUCAGUCGUGCUAAGGCUAGCUAGCAGGGUCCUUAAAGAGCUGCCUCCUGAGUGCCUGAGCAGACUUCGUACAUUCGGUCUGCUGAGAGAGGAGAAACCUAGCAGGCUGCCCAGGCUACUGCCCAGGGAGGUCAGAGAGCAGAAACAGAGGGAGAGGAGGAAGAGAGAGAGGGAGCAAAGGCAAAGAAGGGAGGAGAGAGAAUGUAUGUUCAGAGAUGAGGGGAGGUGGGAAUGCGGGUUGAGACGAACGUCAUCUGGGCGGAGUGUGAGGGGUAAAGUGCGACCAUGGAGAUAGUAAGAGAGGGAGGGAGUUGGAUAGGGUGUGUAUGUUCCAUCUAUCACCGUCUGACCAUCGUGUGUUUGUUUCCUUUGUUUCAACCCUCCCAAAGAUAGGUUGUGUGCAUCAUAGGUAUACCGAACACUGUGUUGCAUUGGCUGAAUGUAAUUGGCCAUUUAAUGUACUGUAUUGCCAAAAGCAUCCAGCAACUCCUGUCAUGUCACUGUCUUAUACCCCAUUGAAGUUUCAUUGUUUGUCACUCACUAUUGUGCUUUUUGUAAAAGUUUAAGUGUUUUCUUUAUUUUGUUCUUAAUUCGUAAGACAAUAUGUUUAUGGUUAUUUCUAAGACCAUGUUUGUGCAAUCUAUUGUGUUUUUAUUGAAGUUCUUACGAUUUCAGAGAUCUUUUUAGUGCACUGUUCAUGCACAUUGAAUUUCUUGUCAGUGGAUAAUGGUUAUCAUCAAUGGCCACUAUUGAUAGAUAUUAUUGGUUGUGGAUUGUCCACAAAUCAAGCAUUUCACCCAUUAUAAUACUAAAUUACUGUGAAAGUAGAAGUAGGCAAACAUCCUGGUCAUUUCAUUUAACCGCCCCCAAAAAACACUACUAGGUCAUUAAUAUAGUGCAAUAAAUAAUUAACCACACAAACUUCCAGAUCAAGAUUACUUCAAUCCACAAAGUGAACUUUAAUACAUUAAUGUUAUGUACAAGCUAAACUGUACAAUUAUGUUAAACGCAUAGUGUUUGAUACGUGAAACUUGACAUAAAUGCGGUAAACUGUAAAAUUAUUUCCACGUUUUUGUUCUAAAAAUCCAAUCAUCCGAAUAUAGGAUACAAUAUGGCAUUUUAUACUGAAUUUCAAGUUAGCCAAUGUUUUGGGAUAUUGCAUAUUGUAUUUGGCUGGGUAGGCUUUGGCUGUCAAUUUAGUGAGCUAUAUUAGAUAUUUAAUUAGUAUUGCUCAUUGAGAAGAGUCGGCACACCCAGAAGAGGACUUGGGCCACCCCUCAUAGCCUGGUUCCUCUCUAGGUUUCUUCCUAGGUUCUGGCCUUUUCUAGGGAGUUUUACCUAGCCACCGUGCUUCUACACCUGCAUUGCUUGCUGUUUGGGGUUUUAGGCUGGGUUUCUGCACAGCACUUUAACAUCAGCUGAUGCAAGAAGGGCUUUAUAAAUACAUUUGAUUGAUAGUAAGACCUCAAAUGUGAACAUGUAGAGAGCAGUGGAAGCUGGUGAAAUGGUUAUUAGUUAUUACAUUUCAUCUUCUAGAUAAGUAGAUUCAUUAUUGUGCUAUUGGCAAACUUGUAUACUGAAUGAUUUGCCAUGUAAACGUUGUUUUUAUCAUUCUCCUAAAUGAAGAUACAGUGCUUGUCUGUUCAGCUGUAAUUGUUUGAAUGACUGUUCUGUUAUACAGCCACUGAGGUUAGGCUACCUCCAUAUAUGCAAAAAAAAAAAGUGUUAUAUAGUUUUUGUUCAUUUUAGUAUGACCAUAUGUUUAAUAUCAUUUUAUUGUUUAAUUUGGAUAUUGGUUCAAACAAGUCUUAAUGGCUUUAAAACACAAGUCCAAAGAUUGAGGGAACAAUGCAAUACUCAACGAAGAGAUUAACCAAUUUGAACGUUUUAACUAGUCUAAAACGAUGCGAAAGUAUUUAUCCCAAAAAGGGCUGGAAAUUGACUGGCCCCUCCCUCCACUGAGUACUAAGUGAGCUUGUCGCGCAAAUUAUAUUGAAUGAUGUUAUGUAUCCAAUUCAAUACUUUAUAUAUAUAUUAUAUGUAUAUGUGGACACACCUUCAAAUUAGUUCAGCCACACCCGUUGCUGACAGGUGUAUAAAAUCGAACACAAAGCCAUGCAAGCUCCAUAGCCAAACAUUGGCAGAAGAAUGGCCUUACUGAGAGCUCAGUGACUUUCAACGUGGCACUGUCAUAGGAUGCCACCUUUCCAACAAGACAUGUAGCGUUAACAUUUCCCUUCACUGAAACUAUGGGCAAGAGCUAUGAAAAACAGCCCUAUGUCAUUAUUCCUGCUCAACCAAACUUUACAGUUGUCACUAUGCAUUGGGGCUGGUAGCGUUCUCCUGGCAUCCGCCAAACCCAGAUCUGUCCGUCGGACCGCCAGAUGGUGAAGCGUGAUUCAUCACUCCAGAGAAUGCGUUUCCACUGCUCCAAUGUCAGCGAGCAGAACACCACUCCAGCCUAUGCUUGGCAUUGCACAUGGUUAUCUUAGGCUUGUGUGUGGCUGCUCAGCCAUGGAAAGCCAUUUCAUGAACCUCCCGAUGUACAGUUAUUGUGCUGACGUUGCUUCCAGAGGCAGUUUGGAACUUGGUAGUGAAUGUUGCAACUGAGGAAAGACGAUUUCAGCACUUGGCGAUCCCAUUCUGUGAGCUUGUGUGGCCUACCACUUUGUGGCUGAGUUGUUGUUGCUCUUAGACGUUUCCACUUGUCUAUGGAGAUUGCAUGGUUAUGUGCUCGGUUUUAUUCACCUGUCAGCAACGGGUCAGGCUGAAAUAGCCAAUUCCAAUCAUUUGAAGGGGUGUCUACAUCAUUUGUGUAUAGAUAGAUGGAUAGAAAUAAAUAAGUAUUAUACUUAACUACGUUGAAUGAUUGCUUGGUCACCCGUCCAUUGACUUGCAACUGGUUGUUUAAAUGGACAGUUGGCUAUUGAAGAGCCAGGGUAGAUGGAGGGCUAAUUUAGAAGGAUAAACAUUUCAGUAAAACAUUUUAGCGAAGAAAAGAUUCUUAAUAAAAAUAUAUCUUAUCUACUUGGGAGGUCAGGGGAAAUGUACUUUAAAGUGCAGGAAUACUACUUUAAAUGCAGCUCACCCAGAAAAUAGUCCCCUGCAUUUUACAGGUGAGCCAUUGGUGUGGAAGGGUAUUAUUGAGUGAUUCGGCAGGAGGAGCACUCCCUCUCUCCUGCACUGUAUUCUAACACAAAGAGAACAAGGGCAUUGCUUUCUGGAUGGCUUGCAUUGGAGGGAGAGUUGGUGAAUCCCUAAUCCCCUUUUUAAAGGGUGAUAGAUUACAUUGUAUUCUGGCUCUAAAAAGAGGCAUAUCUUUUCAGUUUUUCACCUUGUUAUUUUGUGAAUGUAAUUUAUGAUUUUCAAAUUAUUUCUGCGUCAGUAUAUUUGUCUUAUUUUUCUAUGUUUACUGUUCUAUGUUUGAAUUUCCAGAGUUUUAUAUGAAUAUUUAAUAUAUGCAGUAUUUCUAAGGUUAGUACUGCAUUCUGUGCGUUGGGCCAGUAACCGAAAGGACGCUGGUUCAAAUCCCUGAGCCGACUAGGUGAAAAUCUCUGAAACCCAUCACUUAACCCUAAUUUCUCCUGUAAAUUGCUCUGGAUAAGAACAUCUGCUAGAUGACAAAAAUGUAAAUGUGUUCAGCAGCCAUUUUGUUUGCAUUUCAGCCUUAUUGUGAGUGCAUGAGUGGUGUAUUGUAUAUGCAGCAUUUUGGCAUAUUUUCGUUUUUUUCUCCAAACAGAAAUAAAUUAUUUUUUGUUAUCA
Messenger RNA from Oncorhynchus nerka (sockeye salmon), 7904 nucleotides. RefSeq names its product TAO kinase 2b (gene taok2b). The transcript is spliced from 18 exons. Gene Ontology annotation, cellular component: cytoplasm. NCBI's taxonomy places the organism in Eukaryota, Metazoa, Chordata, Actinopteri, Salmoniformes, Salmonidae. The record is from RefSeq and is a predicted model, not a curated record. Gene Ontology annotation, molecular function: ATP binding; protein serine/threonine kinase activity. Gene Ontology annotation, biological process: protein phosphorylation. Bases 550 to 4437 code for a protein of 1295 amino acids.